Drosophila ananassae is the source of this 3610-nucleotide messenger RNA. RefSeq names its product glucose dehydrogenase [FAD, quinone]. The transcript has 4 exons. NCBI's taxonomy places the organism in Eukaryota, Metazoa, Arthropoda, Insecta, Diptera, Drosophilidae. Bases 633 to 2801 code for a protein of 722 amino acids. Gene Ontology annotation, molecular function: flavin adenine dinucleotide binding; oxidoreductase activity, acting on CH-OH group of donors. The record is from RefSeq and is a predicted model, not a curated record.
CGCAGACUUCGAGCCAAGACGUCGCAGGCGAGUGGCUUUUGUGGCUCAGAAACGCAGUGACAGCCAAACGAGGCGGAUGGCCUAAAGCGAGCGGUUGUUGGCCUGCCCGAUUCCGUUUUUUACCGAUUUCCUGAAUUACCGAUUCACAACGUGCACGAUUGAAAAAAAAAAAAAAACAUUUCUAUUACAAUUUAUUUGUUUUUGUUUUUGUUUACUGGUGUCUUCUGUAAUUGUUUUUUUGUUUUUGUUGUACUGUUAUUGUUACUGUUGCUAUUGUUGUUGUUGUUUUUGUUUUCUGCUCCAUUGCUCGAUUGUGAAUGAGGCCUAAAUGAAAGUGCAGAUAGGCAAGUGAUUGUGAAUGCGAACGUGACUGCACUGAGAGAAACGAGUUAUUGUUUUGGAGAUUUUGUCACAAAUUGCCUCGUGGUAUAGAAAUUCAAAAGCAAAUCGAACGAAAGUGUCCGGAAUCCGGAUAACCCGGAAUGCAAUGAAGUGACUGCCGAAAGUGGAAUAAAAAGUCAACGAAAGAGUCACCUGCCACCUGUUCCCAAAAAAAUCCCUAACAAGAAGCCUCCAGAAGAUAUAUAAUUUAAAAAAUAAAUUAAAAAUAAAGAAAAGAAGCUCCAAGGAUCAUGGUUGUGGUUCCGGCUCUGGGCGCCGCCGCCGUUUCGGUGGGCGGGCUCCUCUUCAAGGCCAGUGCCGCCUCCAAGGCGGCCGCCACCGCCGGAGUGGCCGCCGUGGGCGCCUCCAAACUGGGCCUGGCCAUUGCGGGCGCCAUCAAGCUGGCCACCGCCGUCAUCGGGGUGGGGAAGCUCACCAUCCUGCCCUUCCUCAUAGCGGCGAUAGCCUACUACAACUACGAUCUGUUCGAUCCGGAGAACCGGCCCUUCAACGUCCAGCAGGUGGAGCUGGCCUACGACUUCAUCAUCAUUGGCGGCGGCUCGGCGGGCACUGUCCUCGCCUCCCGCCUGUCCGAGGUGCCCCACUGGAAGAUCCUGCUCCUGGAGGCGGGCGGACACGAGACGGAGAUCUCUGAUGUUCCACUCCUCUCGCUCUACUUGCACAAGAGCAAGAUGGACUGGAAGUACCGGACUCAGCCACAGCCGACGGCCUGCCAGGCGAUGAAGGACAAGCGCUGCUGCUGGACCCGCGGCAAGGUCCUGGGCGGCAGCUCCGUCCUCAACACGAUGCUCUACAUCCGGGGCAACAAGCGGGACUUCGACCAGUGGGCCCAGUUCGGUAAUCCCGGCUGGUCCUACGAGGAGAUCCUGCCCUACUUCCGCAAGUCGGAGGACCAAAGGAAUCCCUACUUGGCCAGGAAUAAGCGGUAUCAUGGCACAGGUGGCUUGUGGACCGUACAGGACGCCCCCUACAACACCCCCAUUGGACCCGCUUUCCUGCAGGCUGGCGAGGAGAUGGGCUACGACAUCGUGGACGUGAAUGGCGAACAGCAGACCGGAUUCGGGUUCUAUCAGUUCAACAUGCGCAGGGGCUCCAGGAGCUCCACGGCCAAGUCCUUCCUCCGUCCCGCCCGACUACGGCCCAACCUCCAUGUGGCCCUGUUCUCCCACGUGACCAAGGUCCUCACAGAUCCUAAAACCAAACGGGCUACGGGCGUCCAGUUCAUCCGGGAUGGACGUCUUCAGAAUGUUUAUGCCACCAGGGAGGUGAUCCUGUCGGCAGGAGCCAUCGGCUCGCCCCAUCUCAUGAUGCUGUCGGGGAUCGGGCACGGCGAGGAGCUGGCCCGGGUGGGCAUCCCCCUUGUCCAGCACCUGCCCGGUGUGGGCCAGAACCUGCAGGAUCACAUCGCGGUGGGCGGGAUCGCCUUCCUUAUCGACUACCCCAUCUCCAUUGUGAUGAAGCGGAUGGUGAACAUCAACACGGCGCUGCGGUAUGCCAUCACGGAGGACGGCCCUUUGACCUCCAGCAUCGGCCUGGAGGCGGUGGCCUUCAUCAACACCAAGUACGCCAAUGCCAGCGACGACUGGCCGGACAUGAACUUCAUGAUGACCUCCGCCUCGGUCAUGUCCGAUGGUGGGUCGCAGGUGAAGACGGCCCAUGGGUUGACGGAUGAGUUCUACCAGGAGGUGUUCGGGGAGGUGAACAACCGGGACGUCUUCGGCAUCUUCCCCAUGAUGCUGCGCCCCAAGAGCCGGGGCUACAUCAAGCUGGCCUCGAAGAAUCCCCUCCGGUAUCCACUGCUGUACCACAACUACCUCACCCAUCCGGACGACGUGAAUGUGCUGCGGGAGGGCGUCAAGGCGGCGGUGGCCAUGGGCGAGACUCAGGCCAUGAAGCGAUUCGGGGCAAGAUUCUGGAGCAAGCCGCUCCCCAACUGCCGCCACCUGACCCUCUUCACGGACGACUACUGGAACUGCUUCAUCCGGCAGUACACGAUGACCAUCUACCAUAUGAGUGGCACGGCCAAGAUGGGCCCACCCUCUGACCCCUGGGCGGUGGUGGAUCCCCAGCUGAGGGUCUACGGGAUACCGGGGUUAAGGGUCAUCGAUGCCAGCAUCAUGCCGGCCAUCACCAACGGGAACAUCCAUGCCCCGGUGGUGAUGAUUGGCGAGAAGGGUGCCGAUCUUAUCAAGCAGCUCUGGCUGACGCCCACUACGGCGCCAGGUCAGGGUCAGGGGCAGGGGCAGGGUCUGGGUCAGGGUCAGGGGCAGGGUCAAGGUCAGAUCCCUCAGAAAUGGCGAAGAAAACGAUCCCUCGAGGGGGCUUCCUUCAACUUUACGGAGAGUGAUGUGGAUGCGGGAAUAUCACCCGUACAGCAAUGGCCUCUGCCAAGGUCAUAGGGUCAUAGGGGCGUGGCAGUGGGCAGUGGGCGUGGGAGUGGGCGUGGGGAUGGGGAUUGGCCUUGGGCCUUGGGAUGUCUAUAGCCUUUAGCAUUAAAACUUCCUCUUCGAGACAAAUUUAAUUUAUUAAGCACCCCGUGCACCACCACCACCCCCAUACCCCUUUAACCUACGCCCCUGUACUCCCAGCACCCCCUCCCCAUACCCCUCCACCCAUGAAACUUAGUCACUUAAGCGCUUCAUGUAAAUAUCGAGUCAUUUAUGCUAAUUCUUAGGUUCAUUUCUCAUUUUUUUUUUUAUUCGAAUAUCGUGUGUGUCUAAUCCAAAAUGUGUAUUUUUUGUAUUUAAAGUUUAAAUAAGAGUUUAAAGUUUAAAAAGUUUAGUUCUUUGUUUAAAUUUCGUUUAAUGUCGCGUACACGAGUGGAGAGUACCUCAGUUAGUCCGUAAGUCGAGUCUGUAGUUGCGAUGCAAAGUGUUUUUUUAAUUAGUUCUUAAAUCUAAACGAAUUAUACAAAAGCGAAUAAAUAUAAAUGAUUAAAAAAUAGUGUGUUUUUAUUGUUAUUAAUGAAUAAUAUAAAUAAUAGAAGGGAUAUAUGAUUUAUUUAAGGCUCUGUUUAGAGAAAAGAUUGGAGUUUUGAGUUCCAGAGUCUCUAACAAUCAAUUAUUUGAUAAUUUUUUAACCCUUUUUCAAUUAAAACUGUAUAGUUUACUAUUUUACUCACAGUUUUAAUUUUUAGAAACACUUUCUUUUGAGCCUACAGUUUCAGAAGCACUGUUCGUGAUGAGGUCUAAUAACUUGGCUUAAAAAA